Molecule: messenger RNA, 882 nt
Organism: Talaromyces rugulosus
Lineage: Eukaryota; Fungi; Ascomycota; Eurotiomycetes; Eurotiales; Trichocomaceae
Exons: 3
Coding region: 1-882 (293 amino acids)
Molecular function (GO): oxidoreductase activity, acting on NAD(P)H as acceptor
Source: RefSeq, a predicted model, not a curated record
AUGAGCAUUCCAUCGCUGACACUGCGUGAUGGCAAGACAAUUCCACUGCUCGCCUUUGGCACCGGCACAACAUGGUUCAAAGCUGGCAGCGCCAGCCUCGACAACCAUCUCGUGCAAACUACCAAAGCCGCCAUCCAAAAGGGCUUUUAUCAUCUAGACUGUGCCGAAAUGUACGGCACCGAUGAAGAAGUGGGCAUUGCAAUCAAGGAGGCCGGCGUGCCUCGCGAGAAGCUGUUUGUGACCAAUAAAGUAUCGAAUAAUAUCCAUGAUAUUCGUGGUGCGGUUGAGCAGGGACUGAAGAAAAUGCAGCUAGAUUAUUUCGACCUAUACCUCAUUCACAGCCCACACUUUGCCAAAUCAGACGCCGAUCUGCAACAGGCCUGGAAGGAAAUGGAGCAGAUCAAAAAAUCCGGCAAAGCGCGCUCCAUCGGUGUGAGCAAUUACCUCCGUCCGCACAUCGAAGCCACGCUCAAGACAGCUGUGGAGCCGCCCGUGAUAAACCAGCUCGAGUACCAUCCAUACUUACAGCGCGCCAAUGGGUUUGUGCCGUGGAUGCAACAAAACGGCAUCCAAGUAGCGUCCUACAAAGGUCUAACUCCGGCCGUUCGCUGUCCACAGGGCCCAUUGCACGAACCGCUAGUGAAAAUGGCCAAGGCUCAUGGUAGAGAUGUAUCGGCUGCGGCGAUUUUGCUGGCAUGGAUGAUGCAGACGAAUAUCGUGGCGGUGACGACGACAACCAAAACUGAGAGGCUGGAUGAGUAUGCGCUGGCGUUGGGGGUGACUCUGACGCCGGAGGAGGUUCAGGAGAUUUCGGAUCUGGGCGCGACGUAUCAUUUACGGAUGUCUUGGGUGCAGUUUUACGAGAAGAACGAUCGGUCGUAG